Closterium sp. NIES-65 is the source of this 1035-nucleotide messenger RNA. The record is from the annotation of a GenBank genome assembly. Lineage: Eukaryota; Viridiplantae; Streptophyta; Zygnematophyceae; Desmidiales; Closteriaceae.
AUGGUUUACGCGUACGUCAACGUACUCGUGUUGGAGGCAAUGCGCCACCUGAAAACCCUGGAGGCUAAGAGCACGCUGAAGCUGUACACCUCUUGGAUUUACCACUACAAGAGGCGGGAGUACAAGAUCGACGCUGAGACGAACGCGUCGGUGAAAUCGAACACGGUGCACAUUCUCCUCGGCCGCAUCAAGGCCUGCCAGAUGGCGGCGAGGGUGGAGGCAACUCUCUUCAAGGAGAAGGAGUUGGGCAUCAUGCGGGAAAUCUCGGUGGUCCGGUCGGAGACGCUGUGGAGGUUUUUUCUCGUGAAGGUGGUAACGCUAUUCUCCCUCCACAGUCUCCUGCGCGGGGCUAGCAUCCGCGAAAACACACUCCCCGACAUCUUCUUGUACCGACUGGCUAGCACCUUGCCGGUGAACCCGGAAAACCAGCCGGCCGUCAUGGUGAUCGCCGCGCGGAACUCGAAGACGUCCAAGGAUGCGCGUCUUCAGCAGAGCUACACGGCGCGGCACCUCGAAGCGGAGUUGUGCGCCGUCGGCGAGACCAGCCUGUGGCUGCACUUCAUCCUCGACCAGAUCCGUCAGUUUCACGACGUCGACCUCAUCCCGCCGGUGGACACCAGCACGCGCGAGCGCUGGUACAAGAAGCACCUGUUCUUUGCCCGCAACGACGAGGAGCAAAUGGAACUCCCUGCUGCCAGCCGCCAGCGAUGGACGAGGCAGAUGUGGAAGACGAACGGUGUGUUCUGCAAGCGGAACAUCCACGCCGCUCGAGCGGGCGGGGCGCAGGAGCUGGCCAUCGACGGUACGUCUCGCGCCGAGAUAGCCGAGCUGGGUCACUGGGCGAUCGACAAGAUGACUCGAGCUUAUAUCACCGCCAUUCCCAUCGGCGUGGUGAUGAAGAAGGCCGGCUAUUCGGGUGCCAAACAGGACUAUUUCUUGGGUCGCAGCAGGGUGGAACCCAUCGAUGAACUCCUGGCGCUCAUCGCCGAGCACAUCUUCCCGUGUGUUGACAACCUGGUUAAGAAGGUAUUUUAA